AUGGACAAGAUUGUGCCACGUGGAAGCUACUCCACCAUGAUCCAUGCAAAUAUCACUCCUUUUCCCUCGCUUCAAUUUCGUAAUCCAUUGAAGAUCUCUGCAAGAUCCAUGGGGAAACACAGUAAUUCCAAUCCAGAUAAAAGUGGAGCUGUGACGGAUCCGGUGUGGGAAUGCGAGGGAAAAGGAGCGUGUGAGUUGAAACAGAGACGAUUUGCUGAUACCAUCAUGCCUCAUAUCCUUAACUUGUACGGAGCUUGCGCAAAAGCCAAGGAUUUUGACAUGUAUGCACCAAAUGCUUCGUUCGAGGACCCUUUAACACAUGCUCAAGGGGUAAAACAAAUCAAAUCAGCAUUUUAUUCACUCUCCAAGGUGUUUGGUGAGUCGAAAAUAAUUGAAUAUCAUAUUCAGGAAAGUGAUAUCGCACCGGGGAAGAAAGAGAUACUAAUUGACAACAAACAACACUACAAGCUCCUUGGAAAGAACAUUCACAUGAUCUCUCUCAUUAAACUCUAUGUCGAGAACGACAAGAUUGUCCGACACGAAGACUGGUGGGACAAGAAACCUCUGAGGAACAGAGACACUGUUAGCUUCCCGUUAGUAGGGCGGGCAAUGGAGAUGGGUCGAAGAGGCUUGAUGCUAGCGACUCAUGCCAUGAUGGGUUUUGGUAAAGAUCCUGGCUCGCAUUGA
Messenger RNA from Eruca vesicaria subsp. sativa (arugula), 687 nucleotides. Lineage: Eukaryota; Viridiplantae; Streptophyta; Magnoliopsida; Brassicales; Brassicaceae. The record is from the annotation of a GenBank genome assembly.